AUGACUAACCGCCGGCGAUCCAGAAAAUUUUCAAGGUGUAGUCAAUUCCAUUGUUUCAAAUAGCUCUAGUGACUUUUCUGAUGAUUAUCUUUCAACUUCAGAUCACCCUGAUAAGGCAGUAGAAAUAAGGUCGCUGUUAAAUUAUGAGUUUACUUCAGGGCAAUAUAACAGCCCUUCGGUUCGUGGUCUUUUGUCUUUGUGCUACGAUCAAUGGGUGAAAUUAGGCGCUUCAGGGUUUAUAUUAAGCGUUGUCCGCGACGGUAAAGUUCCGUUCGUGACUCUUCCGCCCCCUAAAGUUAGUCCUAACAAUCACUCUGGUGUUACCCAUAGUCAUUUUGUUUCUGAGGCUAUUUCCGACCUGUUAAGAACUAAGUGUGUUGAGAUUCUGGAUCACAAGCCGGAUAUCGUUAAUCCACUUUCUGUUUCCAUUCAGCCUUUAGGCAAGAAGAGAUUAAUUAUAAAUUUGAGGCAUGUUAAUCUGUAUGUUUUUAAGCGUAAAUUUAGAUGCGAAGAUGUAUCGGUUGCCCUUCAGAUUUUCUCUCAAGGGUUUUUUCUUUUCAAGUUCGACUUAAAGUCCGGUUAUCCUCACGUUGAAAUUUUUCCCGAUCACCUUAAAUACUUAGCUUUCUCCUGGGAUUUUGGCGAUGGUGUUGUGAAGUAUUUUCAGUUCACGUACAGUUUUACUUUUCGGGUUGUCUUCCGCAUCGUAUCUGUUCACAGAAUUAUUAAAGCCUAUUCUUACUUCAUGGAGGUGCAAAGGAAUUCCCAUGGCUAUUUUUCUCGAUGACGGCUUAGGGGGUGGUAGCAAUUCUAUCAAGGCCAAAAUUAACAGUUUGACUGUUCGCGCUGAUUUGACUAGGUACGGCUUUGUUAUUAACAAAGAGAAGUCCCUUUGGGAGCCUGUUCAAGUUAUUUCCUGGCUCGGCACUGUUUUUGUUACUUAUCAAGGAUUUCUUUCUGUUACCGAACGAAGGGUUUCAAAGCUAAAGAGUAGCAUUGAUCUCUUAAGUAAGGAUGACUGUAAAAUUUUCAAAGUUAGAGAUGUAGCCUCUGUGGUAGGCCAAGUCAUCUCGUUCACUCCUUGUCUUGGAAGUGUAGCCAGAAUUAUGACACGUGCUUUGUACACAGUUGUAAAUCAAAAACAGUCAAGAAACUCUAAGGUUGAGUUGACUAAAGAAGCCUGUGAUGAAUUAACGUUUUGGAUAGACAACGUCGACUCUCUUAAUUUACGUUGCCCCUGGUUGCCUUUUCAACCGCCCGCUAGAUUUGUCUAUUCUGACGCAUCAGAUUACGCUUGUAGUUCUUUUAUUGAAAGCGAGCUUAAGUUUUUUUUAUCAAAAUUGGAGUGCUACAGAGGGUUCUCAAAGCUCUACUUGGAGAGAGCUUAG
Messenger RNA from Porites evermanni, 1388 nucleotides. Lineage: Eukaryota; Metazoa; Cnidaria; Anthozoa; Scleractinia; Poritidae. The record is from the annotation of a GenBank genome assembly.